AUGUCUUCCAAGGAACGCGGUUACGAACGUGUCUCGCACGACUCUUCAGCAGACGGCCAGGCGGACGAACAGGCUCAACCUUUCCUCGGCGACGCCGUCCUCACGCCGCCGAACAAGCAGCGGCGCCGGACUUUGUGCAAGUGGCUUUUUGUCGCAUGCAACAUUGUCAUGUUCCACUUCUCACUGGGUGCUCUAUACUUUAGUCACAAGAAGGGAUGCAGUGGCUCGAAGGGCAGCACGUUCUACACACCGCUUUUUGACCACUUUGAUGUGCCAACGGUGGACGUGAUGAGCAAAGCGCAGUACGGCGACGGCGGGCCGACCAUCUGGAAGGCUCCGCCGAGCGAAGCAACCGACGAGGCGUGGAACCGCAUGAUGGGGGAGCAUGUUUUCCCCGUCUCCAAAGCCAGCGUCGACAAGCUGCGCAAGGACGCCGACGUGGCGGUCAAGAUGCCCGGUCACCACCACGACGACGGAGACGACGACCAGUACAUGGCCAGCGUGGCCGUCUUCCACCACAUCCACUGCCUCGACUGGCUGCGCAAGCAGAUCCACCGCGACUACUACUACCCCAACGGCACGGACGACAACUUCAACGGGCCGCACACGGCGCACUGCAUCCACGUGCUGAUGGACCAGCUGACGUGCCACGCCGAUCUAGGCGUCUACCUCUGGCGCUGGAUGGACGACCUGCCCAUGCCCAUUGCAGACACCAACAUCUGGAGCAAGUGCGUCGAUUUCGACACGCUGCAUGUCCGCUACGCCGAGCUUACCGACAACGGCGUCGAGCCCCGCCAAGUCAGCAAGCCCCCGGGCGCCAAGUCGGUGCCCAUUCCGUAUGAAAUCCGCGAGAUCAUGCAGGGUCGAGACCCCGCGGCAGCUCAGUAG
Molecule: messenger RNA, 888 nt
Organism: Diplodia corticola
Lineage: Eukaryota; Fungi; Ascomycota; Dothideomycetes; Botryosphaeriales; Botryosphaeriaceae
Product: tat pathway signal sequence
Exons: 2
Coding region: 1-888 (295 amino acids)
Biological process (GO): mycotoxin biosynthetic process
Source: RefSeq, a predicted model, not a curated record